GCAUCAAACACACACACACCAGGUGACUCCCUCCAUCACACACACCUCACACCUCACAUCUCCUUCUCCAUUCACUGAGGUUCUUCCCUGAAGAAGAAGAAGAAGAAGAAGAUGCCCCUGCAGUCCACUCUGUCCGGCGGGAGCUCAGGCUCCACCAAGGCCUUGGACACACAGUCAGACGGGAAGUCGUUUGAGCAGCUCAGGCAGGAGUGUCUGCAGAGGGGGGUCCUGUUUGAGGAUCCAGACUUCCCCGCCACCGACUCGUCGCUCUUCUUCAGCCAGUCUGUGCCCGUACAGAUUGAAUGGAAGAGGCCCACGGAGCUCUGCCACAACCCGAAGUUCAUCGAAGGCGGCGCAGACAGGACGGACAUUUGCCAAGGACAGCUUGGGGACUGCUGGCUCCUGGCAGCCAUUGCAUCCUUGACCCUCAAAAAAGACACCCUGACCCGAGUCGUCCCCCACGACCAGGACUUCGAAAACAAAUACGCCGGCAUCUUUCACUUCCAGUUCUGGCAGCACAACAAAUGGCUGGACGUCGUGGUGGACGACAGGCUGCCGUCGGUGAGAAAUCAACUCAUCAUGCUUCACUCCGCCUCCAACAACGAGUUCUGGAGCGCCCUGUUGGAGAAGGCCUACGCCAAACUGCACGGCAGCUACGAGUCCCUGAAGGGCGGCAGCACAAUGGAGGCCAUGGAGGAUUUUACCGGAGGUGUGGGGGAGAUAUACGACACAAAGAAAGCCCCAGACAACCUGUUCACCGUCAUGAAGAAGGCCCUGGACAGAGGCUCCAUGAUGGGAUGCUCUAUAGACAUCACCAGCUCUGCAGAGUCUGAGGCCAAGACCACCACGGGCCUGGUGAAGGGACAUGCGUACUCCAUCACAGGCCUGGAAGAGGUGAAUUCUGGAGGAAGGAAGGUCCAGCUGAUCCGCAUCAGAAACCCCUGGGGUCAGGUCGAGUGGAACGGCCCCUGGAGUGACAACUCCAGGGAGUGGAAUUACAUCGACAGGGCGGAGAAAAAUCGCGUCUUGCAGAACUCGUCAGACGACGGAGAAUUCUGGAUGGAGUUUGAGGACUUUAAGAGGAACUACGACAAGGUGGAGAUCUGCAACAUGACCCCGGAUGACCUGAACGACAGCACAAAGCGCCACUGGGAGGUCAACAUGUUCGAGGGGAACUGGAUCCGCGGCUCCACCGCAGGAGGCUGCAGGAACUACAUCGACACGUUUUGGACCAACCCUCAGUUCAAGCUGAAGCUGGAAGACGCUGAUGAUGAUGACGAUGUGUGCAGCGUGGUGAUCGCUCUGAUGCAGAAGAACAGACGAAAGCUGAGGAAGGAAGGCCUGGACUUGGAGACCAUCGGCUUCGCAGUGUACGAGGCUCCAGAGAACGAGGACCACACCGGGAAAGAUUUCUUCCGUUACCAUGCGUCCAAGGCUCGCAGCAGGACCUACAUCAACAUGCGAGAGGUGUCCGAGCGCUUCACUCUGCCUCCGGGGAACUACCUGCUGGUUCCCACCACCUUUCAGCCCCACCACGAGGCCGACUUCCUAGUCAGGAUCUUCUCAGAGAAGAAGGCUGGAGCUCUGGAGAUGGGGAGCGAAGUUGAUGCUGACCUCCCAGAUCCGCCUCCACCCAGCGCUCCAGAGGAGGAAACAGACGAGGAGAAGGGCCUGAGGAGGCUGUUUGAUCAGCUGGCCGGUCCGGACAAAGCUAUCUCUGUCAGAGAGCUCCAGCAGAUGCUCAACGGCGUUCUCAGCAGACGAAAAGAGAUCAAGUUUGAUGGCCUGACCCUCAGCACCUGCCACAGUAUCAUCAACCUGAUGGACGUGGACAACACAGGCAAGAUGGAGUUCCAGGAGUUCAAGGUCUUCUGGGAGAAGAUGAAGAAGUGGAUCAUGCUCUUCUUGUCGUUUGACACCGACCGCUCGGGGAAGAUGUCGUCCUACGAGCUCCGCAGCGCCCUCAAAGCUGCAGGCAUGCAGCUCAACAACAAGCUCCUGCAGCUGAUCGGCCUGAGGUUUGCUGACGAGAACUACGACAUUGACUUCGACGACUACCUCACCUGCAUCGUCCGUCUGGAGAACAUGUUCAGAGUUUUCCAGGCUAUGGAUAAAUACAAGAGGGGACGUGUGAACGUGAACAUCAUGCAGUUCCUGAUGUUGGCGAUGAAUGUCUGAGGAGUCGCUGAGAGCAACCAGAAGCCACCAGAAGAACAAAACUCAAUGGCGGAUGUCGGAGUGCAGUGUGUUGAAAUACAAUCCGAAAUUAUGAAUAUGAACACGCGUUUUAUUUGUCAUGUUUCACAUGCUUUUGAGCAAAUAAUGUAAGGUACUGCCUGCGUUGAAGUACUGACAUGGGGAAUCAGAUGUUAUAUUUGUGGACUUAACACUUUUGGACAAAACUUUGUUUUAUUUUCUCUGCUGUCUGCAUGUAUGGAAAUAAAUUUUGAGUAAAA
This is a messenger RNA of Scatophagus argus, 2456 nucleotides long. RefSeq names its product calpain 9 (gene capn9). Lineage: Eukaryota; Metazoa; Chordata; Actinopteri; Scatophagidae. The transcript is spliced from 20 exons. Gene Ontology annotation, molecular function: calcium-dependent cysteine-type endopeptidase activity; calcium ion binding. The coding region runs from base 112 to 2178 and encodes 688 amino acids. Gene Ontology annotation, cellular component: cytoplasm. The record is from RefSeq and is a predicted model, not a curated record. Gene Ontology annotation, biological process: proteolysis.